AUGUUAAAAAAUAUUUUUUUAAUUUUACUAAUAUAUGCGUGUAUUAAUUCUAAAAGUUCAGAACAAGCAAGUAGAAAUGUAAGAAAUGGAAACCAAUAUGUGAAAACACAAAGCCCAACAUAUACUCCCCAAAAAAAAACCAAAGUUAUUUUUUAUAUGCCUGGACAAGAUCAGGAAGAAGAUGAAGUCGAUAAUGAACUAAAUGGAAGUAAAAAAAAGGGGAAAUCGGGUAUGGGUGCCAAUAAAGGAACCCAUGGGACCCCAGACUCUGCAGGGGAGAAUUCAUCAACAGGAUUCAAUAAAGGGUCCGGGGGUGGAUUGGGUUCAGAUAACUCUAAUGGAACAAAUCGAAAUGGAAUUCAUAUUAACAUGUCUUCUAAUGAUGCUAAUGCAAAUAAUGGACAGAAUGGAAAUUCUGGUACGAACACAAAUCAAGAAGAAAAAUUAAGAAAUGAAUAUGAUCAAAUUAGAAAACAAGAAGAAGAAGAGGAAGAAAAGAUAAACAAUCAAAGAAGGGCUGAUGCGAAGAGAGCCAAAAGGGGACAAAACAAAAUUGGAGAUCAGGAUGAUGGAUAUACAUCUCCAUCUCACACAAAGUAUGAACUUUCGGAAAAUAAACGUAAUCCACCAAAACUAACUACAAAAAAUGGAAUCAACGGGGUUUAUGAUGAGCUCGGAAAUGGGCCAUAUAAUUUAAUUGGUAAGGAACCCCAUGGGGAAAAUCCUAACGCAAAUCCUUAUGGACAUGAUGCCAACGGGAAUGGGUAUGGGAAAUAUGGCGAAACUAAUGGGGAAAAUUUGGGACCUUAUGGUGGAUCUGACGGGAAUUGGUAUGGUCAAUAUGGCGGAGCUGGGGGGAAAAGUUUUGGAAGUGGUGAAGGAGAAAACCCAAUGUAUAAAUCAGAAGCACAUAUAAACCUUCAAGAUCAUAGAGGAGAUAAGUAUGGAAACAAAUACAUAGGAGACUUUCCAUAUAUUGAUGGAAACAAUAUCGGAAAUGGUACUACAAAUGGAUCUAAUGGCUAUUGGAAUGGACCGGGUAAUUAUUCUGUACAGAAUGGUGAAAAUGGAGGAGACUCAGGAAUGCAAGGAGGACACAGGAAAGGCAAUGGGAUUGGAGUAGAUGGAGGAAACGGCAGAUUUUAUGGAAAUAAAGAGAUUGAUCAGACAACGUAUGAUAUAGAUAGUGGAAAUAAUGGAAAAGGAAAAAAAGGAACAGGACUAGGUGGAGAAGAAUCAAAUAAAAGUAAUAAUUCAUAUCAAAAAGGGGACUAUGAAACACAUGGAACGGAUGGAACAGAUGGAACGGAUGGAACGGAUGGAACACAUGGAACGCAUGGAACGAAUGGAACGCAUGGAACGAAUGGAACGCAUGGAACGAAUGGAACGCAUAGAACACCUUAUUAUGUUAAACACCCUGAUAGCAAUGAAGGAAAUGGAUCCUCAACUUAUUCUUUAGAUAGUGGAAAAAAUGGUAGUGGACAAAGAAAAAAUUGGGGAAAUGACUCAAAUGGAAUGAAUGGAGAGAACUAUACUGGAAAUGCAAAUGGAACAGGCGCAUAUUCUAUGGAUAAUAAUGGAAAAAACAAUAUGUCACACAUGGAUUACAUUCGUGGAUUAAGACCUGUCAACAAAGAGGAAGGGGGUUAUAAUGGAUAUGGUAAUAAUAAUCCAUUAAUUUACAACGUGCAACACGGAGGGAAGGAUCCUAAUGAUAAAAAAUCGAGCAGCAAUAGUUCAGAUGAUAAUGAUGAUAUAGAAGAUAGAAUAAGAAAUAAAAGACGGGUAUAUAGAAAACCAGGUGAGAGACGUAGAACUUCUGAGCAUAAUAAAGAUACUGAUUAUAAUUCUAGCGAUUCUGAAUAUGAAAUAAAUGUAGAUAGUCCUAAAAGAUGGUCAUCGAAGAAUAAAGAAAUUUUGUCAUCAGAUGAAAGAGAUAGUGAUAAUUGGGACAGAAGAAAAGGUAAUGAUAAUGAUGUUCCUAGGUUGACGGGGAAAAAAAUGGGAAACCAUGGAGCAUACAACUCAGGAUAUAAUAGUGAUAAUAGCAGUGGAUCGAUACAUACUAUUGUUCAUGAUAAUACAUAUGCUAAGAAUCGGGCUAAGGAAAUUGAGGACAAAUUGAAUAAAGGAGAAUAUUCUAGAAAUAAUAUGGGAAAGGGGAAAACAGGAAGUAAUAAAUCUUCAGGAAAUGAUUCUGAUUCUAGUGAAUCAGAUGCAGAUUCAUUAAAUGUGUUUUAUGUAGAUAAUGGACAAGAUAUGCUAAUUAAAGAAAAAAUGUCAAAUUUGGAAGGAUCUGAUGACAUUACAGAAGAAGGUCUAAAUGUAAAACACAAAGGACAGAAAGGUCCCGUAUAUUAUCAUUUUUCAAAUUAUAUGAAUUUAGACAAAAGAAAUACCUUAAGCUCAAAUGAAAUAGAGUUACAAAAAAUGAUAGGACCCAAAUUUUCAGAAGAAGUUGAUAAAUACUGUCGUCUAAAUGAACCCUUACAAAAAAAAGGUGAUUAUCUGAAUUUGUCCUUUGAAUAUUCUAGAGCUUUAGAAGAAUUAAGAAGUGAAAUGAUUUCUCAAUUACAAAAAAGAAAAAUAGUAGAAUCUAACAAUUUUAAUAACUUGUUAAAUACAAUUUACACUUCUUUAAAUAGAAAAAAUACAAACUUUAGCAAAGAUUCAUAUGAAGACAAAAAUUUCAUUAAAGAUGCCAAUUCAUUCAGAAAUGCUGAGGCACAACCCUUAAGUAUGAAAUAUAAUAAAAUUUUGAGACAAUAUCUUUGUCAUGUAUUUAUUAACAAUCCAGGGGUAAACCAGUUAGAAAGAUUAUACUUUCAUAAUUUAGCUUUGGGAGAAUUAAUAGAACCAAUAAGGAAAAAAUAUAACAAACUUGCAUCUUCUUCUAUAGGGUUAAAUUAUGAAAUAUAUAUAGCGUCUUCUUCUAACAUAUAUUUAAUGGGUCAUUUGCUAAUGCUAUCAUUAGCUUAUCUUUCCUACAAUCAUUAUUUUGUCAGAGGAUUGAAACCUUUUUAUUCAUUAGAAACAAUGCUCAUGGCUAACUCGGAUUAUACUUUCUUUAUGUAUAACGAAAUUUGUAAUGUUUAUUACAAACCGAAAGGAAUUUUUAACAAAGAUAUAACUUUUAUCCCGAUCGAAUCCAGACCAGGGAGAUAUAGUACAUAUGUUGGAGAAAGGAAAAUAUCGUGUGAUUUGUUAGAAUUGAUUUUAAAUGCAUAUACGUUAAUAAAUGUACACGAAAUUCAAAAAGUGUUCAAUAAUAGUUCGGCAUAUGGAUUUGAAAAUUCUGUUUCUUUUGCACAUAAUGCAGUAAGGAUAUUUUCACAAGUGUGUCCAAGGGAUGAUGCCAAAAAUGCAUUAAAUUGUGAUUUUGAAAAAUCAUCUUUGUAUAAUCCUAAAAUAUUGAAAACGGAUUUUGGAGAUAAACAAAAUCAGAAAAGCUUAAAAAGAGCUUUUGAUAUGUUACGGACUUUUGCUGAAAUAGAAAAUACUUCGAAUCAUGGAGAACCAAAUCCAAGUUACAUAAGUCUUAUUUUUGAACAGAAUUUGUACUCAGAUUUUUACAAAUAUCUAUUUUGGUAUGAUAAUAGGGAAUUAAUAAAUAUUCAAGGAGUAACAAAGGGACGAAGUAAAAAACGUAGAACCAAAUAUGUGUAUGAUGAAUUUAUAAAGAGAGGUAAAUAUUUAAAAGAUAAAUUAAUCAAAAUUGAUGCUAAGUACAAUGCCAGAAGUAAAGCCUUAUUAGUAUUUUAUUCUUUGGUUGAUAGAUAUGCCAAGAUUUUUAGGAAAAAUGAAAAUAUUAGAAAAGCAUUUCUAAACGAUGUAUCUUCUGUGCGUCAUCACUUGUAUUUAAAUAGUGUUCUGUCAAAAACACCCAAAUCUAAUUUAGAUUCAAUGAAAAAAACAUUGGAAGAAUUACAAAAGUUAACUAAUUCUCCAUUAAAAAUUAUUGUACGAGGAAAUAGUUUAGAGAGUUUAAAUAAUAUAGCUAAAAAUGAAAAUUUAUUUUAUGUUAAUUUAUUCAUAAUGUCAUCUUUUUCGAAAAAAGAUCCAGUUAAAAGUUAUUACAAUGAAAAGAAGAAAAUGAUGAAAGCUACUCUGUCUGAGAAACUUGCAACCUCAACAUCUGCUUUAAUACCUCAUAAACUUAGAAAACUUGUAGUAACCCUGAAAAAGGGAAUAUUAAAAAAAAAGUUACUGAUUUCGCUAGCCAAAAUGAAACUUUUGCAGCAUAUUCCUACACAUUUAUUAGAAAAUAUAUUGACCACCAUUCGCUUCACAACACAUUCAAUUGCAUCGACACAGAUUAUUCAAAACGCAAAAUAUAUGCCAAAAAAUUUAACCUUUUAUCAACAUCGUAACGCUGAGCUUGCAAGACAAGUAUUUAAUGAAGGCGGUUUUCCUAAAUAUGCUGAUAAUUUAAUGUCUACCUGGUUUUCCAAAGGUUUCGAAGAAUACAAAAAAGAAAAAAUUGAAAAUCAAAAAAUGGAAAACUCAAUUGAGAAAGAAUUAAAUGAGAUAAACAAUAGUAAAGAAAAUUUGGAUGAACAAGAAACAGAAAGCGAGAAAUUAAUGAAAGAGCAAAAUGAAUUAAAUGAAGAAAAAGAAAGUGAAAAACAAGAAAAUAAAUUGAUUUUUAAUCAAAAUGAUAAAUGGGAUCAUUAUAUAAACAAAGAAUUUGCAAAAGCCUUAGGAAUAUGGCUAGAUCUUUCUGAUACCCCAUAUAAUAGAGAUAGUUUUGUGUACAAAGUAGUCGAAGAUAGUAAAUAUUUACUAGAAAGUAAUAUCGAAGAUAGUAUCAUGUUUUCAAGAACAGUUAAACCAACUAAACAAACUGUUUUUCGAAAAAUUUUCAAAAAAAUUGUUUCUCUUGGAAAUAUGCUUUUAAGAAAACCGAGCUUUAAAGUAGAACAUGCCAUCUGGUUUGGAGCAACUAUUAAUAUGAAAAAAGCAAUGAUACUACUAGAAAAAGUUGCAGAAUUACAUAAACUUUUACGUAAUGAAGAUGAAUCAUGGUUAAUUAAUGAAGCCUUUAUCGAGAUUGUUGAUCAUGUUGUUCAAAUUGGCUCAGAAAAGCGCUUAAGAGAACCAUUUAGUGUGGCUAGAAAUCCUGGAAUGAUAGCUAUAAAUCCAGCAUAUGCCCAAUUAAAUCAUGAAGAUAGAAUGAAAGAACUACAAAAUUCUAUGUGUGCUGAUCACUGUUCUGCUUUAUGGAAAACAAUUUCAACUUUUGCAUUACAACAUUUGAAAAAUCCUGAGAGUUUACAUGAAUAUGAAUCCAAAUUUUCUAAAAAUGCAUUUGGCAACAAAAUUGAUGAUCAAAAUUUUGUAAACAAUUUUAAAAUGAUACUUGGAGGUGAUGCUGUAUUACAUUAUUUCGAUGUCUUACUACCAAAAUCUAUGAAAAAAGAAUUAAAGGCUAUGAAAAAUGGAGUAUCUUUAUCAUCUGCAUUUUCCCUUAAAUUAACAAAAAUAAUUUUUAAUGAGAUGCAGUUACCAUAUUUAAGUCAAAUGUUUUACAUGCAAGCUCCAUAUUUUGGACAUUUCAUUGGAAAAUGGCAAAAGGAAAGAGAAAAAAGUAGAAUGAAAGAAAUAUUAGGAUUUAUGACGUUAGGAACAUUAUCUGCAUAUACUUUACUCAGUGCAAUGGACAUCAGCCAACAUGCCACCGAUAUUGGAAUGGGACCUGCUACUAGUUGUUACACUUCAACUAUCCCACCACCUAAGCAAGUCUGUAUACAACAAGCUGUUAAGGCAACUUUAACUAAUUCAACACAAUCUUGUAUGAAAAGUGUUUUUUCUGUUGGACUCUUUGCAUCUAUCGGCCCCUACUUAUUUGCACCUAUGGCUGGGUUAGCCAUAUGGAAUGUUUUAAAAUCUGAAUUCAAAGUUAUACAAAGGGUUGAUAUGGCACUCAAAGGUGUUUUUAAGAAUAUGUGGAAAAAAUUCUUAUCACUUAAGGGAAUUCGAAGAUUGAAAAAUAUUUUUAAGAGAAGGAAGGCCAUGAAAAAGAAAAUCAUUGAAAAAGCCGAACAUAAAAUGUUGGAAAUGAAAAAUAAUCCCGAAAUGGCUAAGAAUCAUAAGUUAGCCGUCCAAAAUAUGCACAAACAUAAGUCCGGAAGUUAUCACUAUAUUUCGUAUGCUCGAAUACAAUUUUAG
Plasmodium gonderi is the source of this 6168-nucleotide messenger RNA. RefSeq names its product rhoptry neck protein 2. The transcript has a single exon. The record is from RefSeq and is a predicted model, not a curated record. Bases 1 to 6168 code for a protein of 2055 amino acids. NCBI's taxonomy places the organism in Eukaryota, Apicomplexa, Aconoidasida, Haemosporida, Plasmodiidae.